This is a messenger RNA of Theobroma cacao (cacao), 628 nucleotides long. Lineage: Eukaryota; Viridiplantae; Streptophyta; Magnoliopsida; Malvales; Malvaceae. The record is from RefSeq and is a predicted model, not a curated record.
GAAGGAUUGUUACAGAUUCGUGCUUUAUCGUGACAUUAAAAGCUGCCAUGUGGCUGGUUUAACAAGCAUGGUUUUUUCAUGGUUGAAGAGGUAUGGAGUUGAGUUUCCUCUAGCCUCUUUCCUACUGUCUUCUAACUGCCAUAAUUAAUGGAGGCAGAUAGACAAAGGAACCUUUCUUGAGAGAUACCAUUAAUGGUCUCCCUUCCCCUAUAAAAUUUAAUGGGGAACUAUUUUCUUAUCCUGUUCAUCAAAUUUGUAUGAAAUUAAUAGUCAUACAAAGAGGAAAAAAUGGAUGCACCACCACAGCAACAGAUUUCAUACUAUGAUCAUGUUAACAAACGCCAUGACGAUAAGGGCUUCCUCUAUGCCUGUUUGUUUGCGCUUUGUUGCUGCUGUUGCUGCCAUGAAGCAUGCGAAUGCUGCGUGGAAAAUACCUGCUGUUGCUGUCCCUGAAUUUCUUGAAGGAAACUGUCAAUUCAGAGAAGCAAUCAUCCCAAUAAAUUUAUCCUUUACUACUUUUAUCUGUUAACCUUCAUAUAGCUUCGUUUGCAUUAUAAUUUUUCUUUCAUCUUUGCAAAUUGUUAAUGAUGAUGUGAUCUUCAAUGCAUGCUCUUUGGUUCCUUGUCAA